CUUUCGUCCCUCUCUCCCUUCUCUCCCAACCGCACGCUGCAUUCGAGGGAGCAGAUCAACGUCAAAGGCAAGAUCUCACUUGUAAGAAGGCUCAAGCAGCAACAACAUCUUGGCUAUCACUCCUCGCUACCGCUCGGCCAGGCGCUCGCAGCUCAGCAGGUCCUGAGUGCCGCACGCUCCAUCAGAGGACUCAUCACGUAGCGCGUGCCGCGUGGCGCGAGCAAUGCCGUCAUCCUCAUCGAUGGACGUGCUGCACAGACAUAGAGCGAUUGAUGGGCCAUUGCCGUCCACUCAGAUGAACGACGGUAACGAUGACGCGAGAGCAAGUGCGCCUCCCUCUGCUGUGGCCGGUCCAAGCACCCUCUCUCAGCGGCAAUCCCAUAGCAGUCCGAGGAGGAGCGGCAGAGGAUCAUCGCUGGUGCCUCGAAACGGGGCUCUGACAGAUACGCCGCAAGAAGGCACGUCGUCAUUAGGGGUUGAUGCCAUUGCUGCUGCAGGAUCGUCGUCCGCGAUGCCACUCGACGCAGCCAAGCAAGUUAUCGAUGCAGCUCGCUCAGCGCUAGCCAGCUCGGACGAACCACUUGUCCCUCGCGAGGAUCCAUCACGCCAUGGACGGCGAGCAGCCACAUCUCCCUCCUUCGCCGAUGAUCUCCUCUCCAAGGCCCGCGCGGCAGCUGCGGAUCCAUCCUCUUCCCACCCUCUCUCGACGGAAAUCCUGCCCGCCCCGCCUCAACUUCCCUACGACCCGCGAUACCCUCCCUUGGACCCGGAUGCUCCCCCUGCCCCUCUUCACGCUCCAAACAGCAUGGCUGCUGCUGCUAGUCACCCGGUGGUACUGCCGAAUGGUACUGUAGUGCAGCCGCACACUGGUUCGGGAUCUGCGAGCGGGUCGGGGGACAAGAAGAGGAAACAACCCACCUUUGCGCUUUCCAAACCAGAGGGAUACGAGGGGAAGGUGCCAUACGCUCUUUACGCGAUCGUCAAUGGCUUGCCGGAGGCUGAUAGCAGUAAGGUGAAGGGAGCUGCGGCCGGGAAGAGGAAACAGGGAAAGGGAGCGAAGCAAUCUGCUCGAAGCUCACGCUCUUCUACACCGACGGUGCCGCGCGGGGACGACGUUGGGGCUUCAAUCUCGGCGAAUACAGCAUCAGGCAUUUCCAGCGAUGCCCCUCCACUCGCUGCUGCCAAUGUAGCAUCAAGCAGCCAUUCGAACGAGGCCGCUGACACUUCAUUGUCACUCGUGGACGACUUUAUGCUCGCGGAUGGCGAGGAAAUGAGCGAGGCAGCCAGCGUGGCAGAUAGCGAGCGGGAGGCGGCAGUCGACGCAGCAUCUUCACCUGCGAUGCAGACGGACGCACCAUUGCUGAGGAUUAAUGGGUCGAGCAGCGUAGCGUCUGGAUCGUCUGCCCCAUCAACAUCCCCGCCCAUGCCGUCAUCGUCUUCGUCACCGCCACCACACGCUGCGAUGGUCGAUGGUGGGCGCCCUUCGGCACCGGAGCGGCACAGCAGCGCGGCUGCCGCCUCCCACACCGCACAGGCGGACCAAAGCGGCGCGAUGGGCGACGCUCGGACCUUGGCAACCGAUCCAACACUCGCAAUUCCCAACACGACGAAAAAGAACAGCAAGAAGAAGGCGGCGUCACAACAACGCCAGACCCAACUGCAAUUCGGUCAGAAGAAGUCGACCCUUCCCGCAAUACCUGACAGCAGCAAGCUCGCACCUUCGGCGGCGGCGUCAAGCAGCGGCAGCAGCGAUGAUGCGGCAAAGAUAGAGGCCGAGCGCGCCACCAGCAUCGCCGCUACUACGCACGCAUCGAUGGAUUCGAGAGACACUUCGCCUGCAUCAACAAAUGCUUCUGCAUUGACCCCAGUGCCCGAAGUCGUUGGCAGCUCUGCAGGCGCGAGUGAUGGCGGCGGGGCGAGACCGACCCGAGCGGCCGUUGCAAAAGUUGCAGCGCGAGGCUCUUACUACGACCCUAGCACGUACGCAGCCGCAUCUGCGCCUCCACCCCAAGCUGCACUUGUUCAUGGUAUCGGUGGAGGAGGGGCAACAACAGCCAAUGGUGCUCCCUCUUCGCGUACGGGCUCGAGAAAAGGGCGCAAAUCUGGCGCAGCAGCCGGCGCGACGGAUUCGACGUCAGUUCCGAACGCGAAGGGAAAAGGCAAGGAGGAAGGCAUGGCGCAACAGCAGCUCGCUAGCGGCUUGCCUGACAGCACCGGCCUCGACGAUGGGGGUAACGACGAAUUCUGCUCGACGUGCCUAGGCACAGGACACUUCAUCUGUUGCGACUCAUGCCCUCGCUCCUUCCACUUUGCAUGUGUUAACCCACCGCUCGACAUCAACGAGGUGCCACUCGAUGACGACGAGGCAUGGCAUUGUCAGUCGUGCUCGGCGUUGCGCCAUCCUCCUCCUGCGCCUACCAAUAGGCCCGCCAAGCAGCUGUCGGCAGCGACAACAUUCUCAUCCUCAUCGUCACAGCGCUCCACGGCUCUCGCUGCUGCACGCAAAGGCGUCUUCUCGCACUUGAUCCAUCACGCCGAGACCACCAAUCCGACCCUCUUCAGCCUGCCGGCAGACGUCAAGAACUUCUUCAAGGGGGUCGGUUCAGAGCGUGACGGCGCUUUCCUAGACACCUCGAAGCUUCGAAGCAUCAAAGCAGACAAAAAGGGUGUCAUCGAAGAGCGUGAUCCGUUCAGGUUGAAGGACUCAAAGGGACGGCAGGUCCUCUGCUUUGCCUGUGGAAAGUCGGCCCUCCCGUCCAACCGAGCGAUCAAGGAUGAGAUUGUGGAGACCACUACAGCGGGCCGCGAAGAAGCAGGAUGGCGUCGAAUCAUCUCCUGCGACUACUGCUCCCUGCAUUGGCAUCUGGACUGCCUCACUCCACCUCUUGCUGGUAUGCCCAGCCAGUUCCGCAGAUGGAAGUGCCCUUGCCACAUCGAGGAGCUGCUCGCCCACACUCGUGUGCCCAAGUCGUCGACACAAGUGCAGAUCAUCGACCUCCCUGUUCCCACGGUAGCCAAUGUGGGGAUGCGACCUGGUCAGUUCUAUAGGCCAAGAGUGCUUAACUCCGGGCAGAUUGACAUCGUGCCCGACCCGCUCGACACGUAUUGGAGCUCGGCGACUGCCGGUGGGUCUGCACCAGGCGGGGCAGGCAGCGGUUCUGAAGGUAAUGCUCGGAGCCUGCAGCAAGGCUGGACGAACAUGGAGAUCCCGCAAGCAGACGCGCUCAUCCCUGGCGGGGGCAUGCGCAAAGUCAAGUUCAGGCUGCCAGAGAAGGUCGUAAGGACAGACUGGUGGAUGAAAGUCCUUGACGGGCCGCGCGACCGACUCAUCGACGUCGACGCGUCCGCUUCUUCGCAGACGGGGCUGGACUUCCUAGCCAGCAUCGCCUCGUCUCAUCUCUCCGAACAGACCGCCACCGAACAGCUCGUCCGCGUAGCCCUCAACAGCUCUGCACCUCCCUCCAUUCGUCUUCAACCACUCGCAGAGCACGUCAAGGAUCCACCGCCUCAGCUGCACGCUGCCCGCGCUGGUGAGCUGCCCAACGGGGGCGUGCUGAAAAAGGAGGAGAAUGAUGAGCUGCCCGCCUCGGAGAUGAGGACUACCGUGGGCAUGGUCAGAGAGCUGGACGCCAAGCCCGUACUCGCGCUGCCCAGCAAGCGUCCGAAGUCUCUGUCAAGUUCCGGCGAUGACUCCGACCUGACAGAUGUCGAUGAGGAUGCGGCUGAGGAUGGAGAGGCGGCUGUUGUAGGUCGCGGGAAGAAGAGCAAGAGGACCAAGGUCGAUGUCGACCAGCCAGCGGUAGAGCAAGACGAAGACGAUCUCGACAGCUUGAGGGCUGUGCGAGAGCUUAUGAGGAAGAAGGGCAAGGAGGAACUGCUCGCCUUUCUGAGGAGCUGA
Messenger RNA from Jaminaea rosea, 3898 nucleotides. RefSeq lists its product as hypothetical. The coding region runs from base 224 to 3898 and encodes 1224 amino acids. Gene Ontology annotation, biological process: regulation of transcription by RNA polymerase II. Gene Ontology annotation, cellular component: Rpd3S complex. The record is from RefSeq and is a predicted model, not a curated record. The transcript is spliced from 2 exons. Lineage: Eukaryota; Fungi; Basidiomycota; Exobasidiomycetes; Microstromatales.